Molecule: messenger RNA, 474 nt
Organism: Mauremys reevesii (Reeves's turtle)
Lineage: Eukaryota; Metazoa; Chordata; Testudines; Geoemydidae
Product: scale keratin-like
Exons: 2
Coding region: 40-474 (144 amino acids)
Cellular component (GO): intermediate filament
Molecular function (GO): structural constituent of cytoskeleton
Source: RefSeq, a predicted model, not a curated record
CAUCCCCUUGGUGCACUGGGUAAACCACAGUCACAAAAGAUGUCUUCCAGCAAAGCUCUGUGUUACCCACGCCCACCAUGUUAUCCUGACAUCUGCCCAGACCCAUAUGUUAAUGCCUGGAAUGAGCCUUGUGUCACAUCAUGCGGCGACUCGAGCGCAGUGGUCUAUGCACCACCGGUUGUCGUGAGAUUCCCGGGACCUAUUCUCGCUACCUGCCCUCAAGACAGCGUUGUGGGAAGCACCUUACCAAAUUUACCCUAUGGAUAUGGGGGCCCAUAUGGAGGUGGUAGUUUCAGUGGCUCAAUCGGUUCUGGGGAUGUUUAUGGAGGUGGAUACGGUGCUGGCUAUGGUGGUGGAUACGGUGGUGGCUAUGGAGGUGGAUAUGGUGGUGGAUAUGGGGGCUUAUAUGGGUAUGGGAAGAGAUAUGGUAGGAAGUGCUAUUCUUCCCGCUUUGGAAGUUGUGGUCCAUGCUAA